This is a messenger RNA of Phlebotomus papatasi, 8333 nucleotides long. Its product is annotated as titin-like. NCBI's taxonomy places the organism in Eukaryota, Metazoa, Arthropoda, Insecta, Diptera, Psychodidae. The record is from RefSeq and is a predicted model, not a curated record. The transcript has 4 exons. Bases 40 to 7728 code for a protein of 2562 amino acids.
AGAAAGUGAUGGUAAGUUGAGUGAGUGUUAUCCGUGAUCAUGAAUAAGUUGUGGAUUUUUUUCUGGUGUACCUUGGUGCUCCUGUUUGAUGGGACAUGGCAAAUGGGGUUGAGAUUGUCGAGAAGGAAGGAAGCUUGCUGCUAUUUUGCAUUGAAUGGGCACUAUCCCCAGCAUAUUCCAUUCUAUACGCCUGAAGAAUUGAACUUCCACCGGAUCUGGAAGCUCACAGACAAAGCCAUUCAACAUACAUGCUUCCCUCUUCUGCGCAGAAAGCUCCAGACAAUUUUCCGGCCACCAAAUGUUGAUAAAGAGACUUACUACAAGAUGAGAGAUUUCUUCUAUAACUACCGACGUUGGUCAGGAUGUAGGAGAUCUAACAUCUUUGGCGAAUAUCUCCCCAUGGAGACUUAUCCCUAUCCUGAUGAUUAUGAAGAUGAAGUUAGAAAGCCGCAGACAGUGAUGCAAAGAUUUGGACCAACUGAGCAUAAUGCAAAGUCAACCCCAACAAAACCUCCCAAGGACAGUCCCAAAGAGUCCUUUAUAGAACAUGUGGAAUCAGAAGCAACUGAAGAUUCCCUGGAAAUUACCAUUGGUUAUGAAGAAACCUCAAACGACUACGUGGGAUCUGAAGGUGAGACCUCUGAAGACUACGUUUCGUAUCCGGAUGACCCAUACAAAGAUGGAACGGUGAUAGCAAGUGAUUAUAAUACCAGACCACAAGAACCAUUAGAAUACGAAGAUGAGAUCUUUAGAGACUACCAUUCCCACAAAGAAGAAGAGUUAGAGAAAGUUUUAAGAUUUAAUCCCGAAACUACAUUACGAGAAUCUUUACAAGAUAAGGAUUUAACGAAAAUAGAAUCUUCGGAAUCUGAAGAAGAAACUCCGGAUAAUGCCUACAAAAAUAAGGAUUCAACGAAAAUUAUAAUAGAUUAUGAAGAUACUUCUCAAGAACUUGCUGAAUCUGAAGAUAAGACCCCCGAAGACUUCGUAUCACUUCCAGAAAAAUCCUACAAGGACGAAAAUUUAAAGAAGAUGGCUAGAGCAAGGUCUCACGAAAUUUUAUUGCAAGAAUCUGAAGAUAGAACCCCUGAAGAUUUUGUCUCGUCUCCAGAUGAUUCCUAUGAAAAGGAAGAUACAAAGAAAAUUAUAAUCGAUCAAGAAACUACUUCACUUGAACCUUCCGAACCUGAAGAUAGCACUCCUGAAGAAAUUGUUUCAAUUCCGGAUCAGUUCUACAGGGAUGAGGAUUUAACGAAGAUAGCAAGGGGCGACCCAACAACAUCGCGAGAACCUUCAGGAUCUGAAGAUAGAGCCUCUGAAGAAAUCGCCUCUUAUCCAGAUCAUUCCCACAAAGAUGAAGAUUCAAAGAAGAUUGUAAUUGAUCAAGAAACUACUUCACAAGAACCUUCAGGACUUGAAGAUAGCACUCCUCAAGUACUUGUAUCAACUACGGACCACUCCUAUAAGGAUGAAGACUUAACGAAGAUAACUCGGGAAUAUCCAACUACAUCGCGAGAAUAUUCAGAAUCUGAAGAUAAAACCCCUGAUGAUAUUGCCUCAUAUUCAUAUAUUUCCUAUAAAGAUGAAGAUUCAAAGAAAAUUGUAACUGAUCCAGAAACUACUUCACGAGGACCUUCAGGACGUGAAGAUAGUACUCCUGAGGGUCUCUCAUCUUUGGAUCACUUCAACAAGGAUGAAGGCUUAACGAAGAUAGCAAGGGAUUACCCAACUACAUCGCAAAAACCUUCAGAGUCUGAAGAUAGAGUUCCUGAAGAUAUUGCCUCAUCUCCAGAUAUGUCCUAUAAAGAUGAGGAUUCAAAGAAAAUUGUAAUAGAUCAGGAUACUACUUCACAAGAACCUUCAGGACCUGAAGAUGACAUACCAGAAGACCCCAUAUUAAUUCCAAAUUACUCUUAUAAGGAUGAGGACUUAAUGAAGAUAGCAAGGGAUUACCCAACUACAUCACAAGGAUCUGCAGGAUCUGACGAUAGAGCCCAUGAAGAUGUCACUUCGUAUCCGGAUCAUUUCUACAAAGAUGAAGAUGCAAGGAAAAUUAUAAUUGAUCGGGAAACUACUUCACAAGAACCUUCGGGACCUAGAGAUAGCACUCCUGAAGACCUUUCAUUUACGUAUCACUCCUACAAGGAUGAAGACUUAAGGAAGAUAACAAGGGAUUACCCAACUACAUCGCGAGAAUCUUUAGGAUUUGAAGAUACAACCCUUGAAGAUGUUGCCUCGUAUCCAGAUCAUUCCUACAAAGAUGAAGAUUCCACAAAAAUUGUAAUUGAUCAGGCAACCACUUCAGAAGAACCUUCAGGAUCUGAAGAUAAAAUUCCUGAUGACCUUGCUUUACAUCCAGAUAACUCAUACAAAGAUGAGAAUUUAUCGACGAUAGCAGAAGAUCAAGAAACUUCUUCGAAAACACUUUCGGAAUCUUCUGAAGAUUUCGUCUCGUCUUCAUAUGAUUCUCAUGAUAUUGCUGGAUCAUCGGGCAUUGAACCAGAAGCAGGAGAUUUGGAGGUUAAAUUUUAUUCAGACAUUUUUGAUACAUCUUCAACAACAGCUUCCGUGAAACAUGAAGAUUUACAUUUGCAUCAGACUAACAAGGAUGUUCCUACUACAAAUUAUGGAAAAUUACCGAAAAAGACGGUCCUUGUUAGCUUGGACGGAAGAUUCGGGGGAAUACCGAGCUCUAGAGAUGAGAUAGUCGAAUCUACAACACUAGGAGAUGAUGAAAUAGAGGAAGAUGUAACUAAAACAUCAUCUACUGAUGAACAAACAGAAAAAUCUACUACAAAAUAUACUGAUGACGUUUCCAAAGAUUUUACAGAGGAUUAUAUAAAUGUUUAUGAAGAAACUUCAGCGGCAUCGUCUGAAGAACACACCGCAACAACAGAUCAUGAUACAAUACAAAGCUCUAUAACUGAACAUGAGGAAGAAAGUACGACAGAUCCUUGGGAAUAUUACGCAACAAGCGCUGAAACAUCAGAUGAAGUUGAAGCAGAAAAUACUGCAACAGAAACACCAGAUUACCGCAAUCCAUGGUAUUCUCUAACUGAGUCUCCGGAUACUGAAUCGUAUUCGAAGAUGACUGAUGAUUUUCAAAAUGCUGGAUCUUCUAUGACUCAAGGGUCCGAUGAAAAUCAUUCAGUGCCAAGUGGAAACCAUUCAGGGUCAAUUGAAGAAUACGACGAGGAUGAUCACGCAAUGCCAACAACAUUAGUUUACACUGACCCUACAUUGGAAUCGGGUCAUGAGGUAUCUUACAGAAUACACAAGGGUGAUGAAGACGAGAACAAAGAUGAAGAUGAUAUGACAGAAAAUGAAGAUGACCAGCAUGUGACAACAACAACCGAUCUCGAAGAUGUAGAUGAAUCUAUUGAAGUUAUUGACGACUUGGAUGAAAAAUUAGAUGACUGGCCAAAGUCUACCUCUGAUAAAGAUGAAUUGAACCAUAAACCAGAUUAUUCUCACUACGAUGAUAAACUAAUGGUUGAGACUACAAAAACACCUUAUGAAAAUGACUAUUCUGAAGAGUUUUAUGACGAUUCUACAGAAGUAUCAAGUCUUAUUUCAAAGUUUGAAGAUAAAUCAACAAAUAUUCCGAUAAUUUCAACAGAAAAUUAUAAUGAAGAACACACUAAUUUGGAACAUAGUACAACUGAAACUGCAGAAGAGCAAUCAGGAGAAAGAAUAUCAACUACUUCUGAUCAUAAGGAACGAUAUAGUGAAGAUUUUGAAGAGCAGCAUCAACGCACGACUACAGAAUCAUAUCAAGAACAUACUACAGUGAUUUAUGAUGAUGAAGAUGAUUACGUCGAUAUUACAAAAGGAGCAGAUCAUUACGAAACUACAACAAACGACGAAGAGCCAACAAUGAUAACAGAAAGUUUCGGAGUUAAUGAGUACUAUCCAAGAGAGCAAGAAGGAACUAAAGAGGAAGAACAUUCAUCUGCAUCUGACGACAGCAGAAAAUACGAAGAUAUUGAAGAAAGAAUUGGUAUGAUCCAUGAAGAAAAUAUGAAAUCAAAUGAAGAAAUUACAUAUGAACACAGCGAGUCAACAAUCACUACUGAAGAUUACUUCACUAAUGCAAGAGACGAAACUUAUCAGGAUAAAAGUACAACUACAGAAAAAUCAAAAGAAUACGAAAACUAUUCAAGAGAACAAGAAACAACUACAGAUGAAGAAGAUUCAUCUGUGACAUAUCGCAGCCAAGAAUACGGAGAUAUUGAAGAAAAGGUUCGUAUGAUCCAUGAAGAAAACCUGGAAUUCGGUGAAGAAACCGUGUUACCAAUAGCUACUGAAAGUUACCCAAAUGAACAGGAAGCAACGACGCAGCAAGGAAAAUUAUCUGUAACAGAUCGCAGAAAGGAAUAUGAAGAUAUUGAGCAAAGGGAUGAUAUAAGUCAUGAUGAAGAACUUAAAUCUGACGAAGAUGCAACAAAUGAAGAAAAUUACUCUCCAAAUGCUACUGAAGAUGAUUUCACUGUUACAACUGAUGAAGCGUAUCGCUCUGGAACUGCUUUAGAGGUUGAUGAUAUGCUAACAACAACAGAGGAAAGCAAAGGUUAUGAAAAUUAUCCAAGUGAACAAGAAACAAUUACAUAUGAAGGCAAUCCUACUGAAACAGAUCAUAGCAAAGAAUACGGGGAAAUUGAAGAAAGAGUUGGAAUAAAUCUUGAAGAAGAAUUGAAAUCCGAUGAAAAUGUAACUUAUCAAGAUAAUACUGGUACGACUGAAGAAGCAUAUAAGUAUGAAAGUACAAGAAGGGACGAAGAUACAACGACAACAAAUGAAGAUCCUACAACUAACGAACGUUAUCGAAGUAAACAAGAAACAACUACACAGGAAGACGAUUCAAUUGAAAUAUAUAAGAGUAAGGUAUACGGAGAUAGUGAAGAAAGUAGUAUGAUACAUGAAGAAAAACACGAGUCUGAUGAAGAAAGUAAGCAUGAAGAAAGCAAGCUACAAAGCUCUGUUGCAGGUGAUUACACUAUUACAACAGACGAACCAUAUCGGUAUGAAAGUAACACAGAAGACGACGAAGGACCAACAACAAAAGAAGAUUCCAACGAUUACGAAAGCCAAUCAAAUUAUCAAGAAACAACUGUACAUCAAGACGAUUCAACUGUAACAUACCAGAGCAGGGAAUAUGAAAACAUUGAAGAUAGAGUUGGUAUGAUCCAUGAAGACGAAUUGAAAUACAAUGAAGAUGCAGCAAAUGAAGACAAUGAGUAUCCAAAUGCUAGUGAAGAUGAUAAUACUAGUACAACUGAAGAAACACAUUGGUAUGAUUCUAUAACAAGGGAUAGAGAUACAACUACAACAAAUAAUCAAUCAACAGCUUUCGAAAAAUAUCCAAGUAAAGAAGAAGUAACUACACAGGAAGACGAUUCAGCUAUAACAGACCGGAGCAGGGAAUAUGAAGACAUUGAAGAAAGAGUUGGCAUGAUUCAUAAAGAAGAAGGUGCAAAAAAUAGAGACAAUGAGUAUCCAAAUGCUAGUGAAGAUGAUAAUACUAGUGCAAAUGAAGAAACACAUUGGUAUGAUACUACAAUAAGUGAUAGAUACACAGCUACAACAAAUGAACAAUCAACAACGUACGACAACUAUCCAAGCGAACCAGAAGCAACUACAAAGAAAGACGAUUCAUUUAUAACUGACCGCAGCAAGGAAUACGAAGAUAAUGAAAAUAGGGUUGGUAUGAUCCGUGAAGAAGAAUUGAAACCCAAUGAAGGUGCAACAAACGAAGACAAUGAGUAUCCUAGUGCUAGUGAAGAUGAUAAUACCAGUACAACGGAGGAAGCUUAUUGGUAUGAUACAACUAUACCAAAUGAGCAUUCCGCAAUUUAUGAAAACUAUCCAAGAGAACAAGAAACAACUACACAGGAAGAUUAUUCAACCAUAACAUACCGCAGCAAAGAAUACGAAGAUAUUGAAGAAAGAGGAAGUAUGAUCCAUGAAGAAGAAUUUGAAACCGAUACAGAUAAAACAGCUGGAGAACAUGAGUCUCCUGGAGAUGAUGAUCACACUAGUCCAACAGAAGAAACAUAUCGUUAUGAAACUACAACAGAUGACGGGGAUAUAUCAACAGUUAAGAAAGAAACUACAAUUGAAGAAGAUUCAGUUGGAACUGAAUCUGAUGAAUACUUUAACGAUAGGAUUAGAAUAGCGCCAGAAGACUAUUACUAUUCUACAAAAGUAAGCAUGAACGAAGAAAGUACGUCAACAAUUCCUAAUGAAGUUGUGAGUACUGCUACAACAUUGGGAGAUAAUCAUUACGAAACAACGGAAGGAAGAAAAAAUUCAUCAUCAGCAACUGAGAAAUCAGAAGUUUACGAAAACUCUUCAGAAGAAAAAGAAACAUCUACGGAGGAAGACAUUGAUGAUAGGGUUGGUAUGAUGCAAGAUAAAGAAUACGGAUUGGAAGAAGAAACCACAAAUUAUGAGAAUGAAUCCACAACAACUGUUGUUGAAGAUUAUUAUACAAGCACCUCAGUUUCACCAAGAGCAACAUAUGAAGAAGGUUCGUCAGUUACUGAAUAUAACCGUGAAAAUGAAGACAUUGAAGAAAGACAGGAUAUGAUUGGAGAAGAAAAUCACGACUCCGAUGAAGAAACCAGAGAAAAUGAAGAUGAAGAAAUAACAAGUGGAUACGAUGUUGACGAAGAUCAUCGAAGUGUUUUAGAAAAAUCUCAACAGAAAGAAAGUACAUUUGUAACAGAUAGUAGCACAAAAUAUGAAGUUAUUGAAGACCGAAUCGGAGAGACUCCUGAAGAUAAAUAUGAAUCAGAAGAAGUAGCAAAUAAUGAUGGAAAUGAGUAUUUGGAAAGAGAAUUAACGACCGAUGAAUACACGGAGAAGUCGACGAAAUCUGACGAUGUUUACAAAUCUUCAACAGAAGAUCAAGAAGAUAGUACUUCAACUGCGCAAGAGGAAGAUAGCAGUCAAGCUAAAAUGGAUACAGACUUAAAAUAUGAAGAUUAUAAAGGAGGAAUUUAUAGUACUGUGAACACUGAACCUGCAAAUGAAAAUGAAGAUAGUAAUGGAACCACGACAGAAGAGAUGAUUAGAACUACAGAAAAAGAAGAUACUUCUUCCGAGAAGGAACAUAUGGUAGAAGAAAUAGAAGGCAGAGUUCAGAAUUCAGACGAACACGACAAAUCUUUUUUGGAAGUAGUGGCUAGUCCUGAAGUAGAUGAGCAUGAAAUUUCUACAACUGAGGAAGAAGAUCAAGUAACUACUACAGAAGAGGGUUCGGUUACAGAUCACAAAGAAGAAUAUGAAGAUUUUGUAGCUGACAAAGAAACAUAUCGGGAUGUAGAGUCUACUACACAAAUUGAAGAAAAGCCACAUGUAAUGAGAAUUCCCCCAAGAGAAUCACAUGAUCUUCCUCUGGUUGGAGAAUCAUAUGAAGACGCAAAUACCGAUAAUCAAGGAAUGACUGAAAGUGAGCAGGUUUCUGAAGAGAUAUCCAAUCAAGAUCCUACAGGCGGCUAUGAUGAUGACGAGAAGAAAGAUCCAGGAUCUGUUAGUGUUGAAGGAUCUACAACAACGGAAUCUGGUUCUAAUACUCAAGAUCCUAAUAAUACACCAGAAGAAAAUCUUGAUGUUUCUGGACAAACAACAACAAAACGGAAUAAAUUAAGUUCUCAACCAACAAAACCUCGAAAGUCCCUAGUAAAGAAGAUCAAAGAAGAGAUAAACAGUAGACUUGGUAUUUAAAAUGUUCACAAAAGUCCACCAUAGAUACAACGUAUUUAUCAUUAAUUAAUGCACGUGUUAAGAAAAACCAUAAAAUAUUUAUCAAUUGUCACGAAGUUCACUGCCAUGCUCAUCAGCUGGAAAAUUUCCAGUCAGUCUCUUGAAAAAUUCUGUAGAUAUGAGAUCGACCUACUUUUUGUGCCUUGCUGUCAUCUUCCUCUUCGUGGGCGGAGUUCCUGCUCGUCCGAAUCAGCAAUACUACGGUGUUGACUACGAAGAGCCCUUGCAUCAGUAUGAGGAUCCCUACAAAGUUACCAGUAAGCAUGACUACUACCUGUAUAAUUCUGAUGUACCCGAUCCAGUAAAACCAGCUCAAAGGGAAAAGCUGGAUUACAAUUCUCUCACUGGAACAGGGUACAGCGUUGUAUUUUCUCAUGGAGUUGAAGAUCAGACGGAAGUCAAAAGUCCCGAUCAAGAGUUAAGCAAAGACGAUUUCGUUAAGAAAAUGGAGCAAUAUUACCCAUCCAAUCCUAAGGAAUAUCAUCACUAUAAGGACUAUAAAAAAUGAUUUGUAAUAAGGUGUUGGUGUUGGUGUUAAUAUAAAUUUUAGGGAUUCAGCAAAUUAA